UCUAACUUCUAACUCCAUUGAUGACAGUAACUCGGGAAGUCUGGAACUGUUCCUGUCUUUCAAAACCUCACCUUCUUCCGCGCACACAACCUCCUUACACGCCAUACACUGUAAGUCUGUAACUGCAACUCUCUCUAAUCUCUACUUCUCCGUGGUUCUGUUUUAUUCGGUCUUUUUUAGUGUAAAACCUUAUCUAGAAAAAGAAAAUGCGGUUUUCUUUGAGCAUUGCGACCUCAAACAUGCCUUCGCUACUGCCACUGCACGAACCCGCAUCAGAACCCUCCCGCAAAUUCCCUUUCCCUUCGUUUCAAAGAUUAGGCCAGAAAAUUUCAGUAAGUGGUCAUGGCCGGGGUUUGUGUGCCUUCAAAGGUUCUGGCUUCCUCUCUGCUAUCGACAGAGCAAUUGAAGAAGAGGAAUACAGAAAGGCUAGAUCUGAGGUUAACCGCAGAGGCGUCGACCUUGAGGGGUACUUAAUCGAGGGGAUUUCUGUUGGAGGGCACGAGACGUGUAUCGUAAUUCCCAGAUUAAACGCCGCUUUUGACAUUGGAAGGUGCCCUUCCAGGGCUGUUCAUCAGGAUUUCCUCUUUAUAACCCACGCUCAUCUUGAUCAUAUUGGCGGGCUUCCAAUGUAUGUUGCUACUCGUGGCCUCUAUAGCUUGAAGCCUCCCACAGUAUUUGUGCCUCCAUGUAUAAAAGAGGACGUGGAGAAGCUAUUUGACAUUCACAGGGCCAUGAGUCAAGUGGAGUUGAAACUCGAUUUGGUGGCGUUGGAUGUGGGGGAAACAUAUGAAUUACGGAACGAUCUUGUUGUAAGACCAUUUAGAACACACCAUGUCAUACCCAGCCAGGGAUAUGUCAUAUACUCAAUUAGGAAGAAGCUGAAGAAGAAGUAUGCUCAUUUAAAAGGAAAACAAAUUGAGAAGUUGAAAAACUCUGGUGUUGAGAUUACAGACAUCAUACUGUCUCCAGAGGUGGCAUUUACGGGUGAUACGACAUCUGAUUUUAUGCUUGAACCUCGAAAUGCUGAUGCCCUGAGAGCAAAAAUUCUUAUAACUGAGGCAACUUUCCUAGAUGAAGAGAUCAGCAUUGAGCAUGCACGACAGCAUGGCCAUACUCACUUGUUUGAGAUUAUUGAAAAUGCUCAAUGGAUCCGGAACAAAGUAAUUUUGCUCACUCACUUCUCUUCCCGGUACAAAAUUGAGGACAUUCGUGAAGCUGUGUCGAAACUACAACCAAAGUUGUCUACUAAGGUGGUUGCUUUAGCAGAAGGCUUCAAAUCGAUGUAUUCAUAGUUGUAUCCAGACCUCUUUCUUUUUUUCUUUAAUCAAAUCUUGUAACUAGUGAUGACCUUUAUCAGAUUUAUACUACAACUACAACACUGUAUCUUAAUGGUUUGCGCAUAUAGUUAAAUGUCUUACAUACUUACAUCAUA
Nelumbo nucifera (sacred lotus) is the source of this 1432-nucleotide messenger RNA. RefSeq names its product Metallo-hydrolase/oxidoreductase superfamily protein (gene CPZ). The record is from RefSeq and is a predicted model, not a curated record. NCBI's taxonomy places the organism in Eukaryota, Viridiplantae, Streptophyta, Magnoliopsida, Proteales, Nelumbonaceae.